AUGUCACUUGAACCCGAGCCGCUACGCUUAGAAGGACAAGAAAUGGAGGGAGAGAAAUUGGAAUCUUCCCAAGCAAAACUGGCUGAUAGCUUGGAAAAGCCUAGCUUUACUGACGAGGAAAUCUAUGAGCUGGUGGAUGAUGCUGAGCGAGACGAGGGGCCAGAGCCUAGAGUAGAGAAGUUCAAGGCCUUAUUCUGCCCAGCAAGCAUCAUUGGUGUCGAGAAUAUAGAGGGAUACCGACCAGGGGGCUACCAUCUCGUUCAUAUUGGGGAUAGAUGGUGCGAUGAUCGCUUCGAGGUUAUUCAUAAGCUUGGCCAUGGAGCAUGCUCAACUGUCUGGUUAGCUCGAGAUUCCAAGAAGCAAACCAACCUCGCCAUCAAGGUCCUUAUAGCAAAAGCAUCCGAAGAUGGCAACUCCACGGAAUGA
Messenger RNA from Venustampulla echinocandica, 426 nucleotides. RefSeq lists its product as uncharacterized. The transcript has a single exon. Gene Ontology annotation, biological process: spliceosomal complex assembly; regulation of mRNA processing. Lineage: Eukaryota; Fungi; Ascomycota; Leotiomycetes; Helotiales; Pleuroascaceae. The coding region runs from base 1 to 426 and encodes 141 amino acids. The record is from RefSeq and is a predicted model, not a curated record.